AUGCCUUUUGUGUUUGGAGGAUUUCAUCUUCCUUCUCCGAAGAGUGCCAUCACGACGACCAAUAAUACUAAUAAUCACGGAAAUGAACAACAAACAAGACCUCAACAAAAUUCCGAAGAAGGAACUAACAUUGCUACAAUCGUAGAUGAUCAUCACAAUAACACGGAAGCUAAAAUUUUGGAAAUUAAUGCUUUAUCCAAACGAGAGCAGGCAAGAAUACAAACUCCUUUCAAUCAAAGUGUUGGAAAUGAUCAUCAACAAUUGGAAAAUCAUUCCAAAGAUUCAAUGAACGAGUUUCAACUACCAACCAACACUCCAAAAAAAUUUAAUAAUUCGAAUACAAACUCUAAAACACCACAAUUAAUUCCUUCUUCGUUGGGAAAGCGAAAACAAUCAUUAAAUAAUAGUACUUCCAAUUCGAGCAAUUCAGGAAGAAAAAAUCAAGUGGUUAUCAACAAUUUUUUACCUGAGGAUGAUAAGAAUGACAUCAAUCAAAGAAGGAGAACAUCAUCACUUGGAAAAAUGCAACAAUUAACAUCAUACCAGGAGGAAGAAUAUGACAUUUUAAAACCAAACAAGUAUGAAGAUUAUUUGGAGCACAAGCGGAAAAGAACGCACUCGAAUGAGAAUGAACAAAUGAUGUCAACUACAAUGUCAACUCCUUCAUCGAGUUCUUCUUUGAGUGUUGCUGAAGAUGACGAUGACGAUUUGUUAGCCUCAGUUACCAAAACGACAGCCGCCUCUAUUCCAUUGUCUGCAAAUUCAACAUGCUCAAGCAAUGUUCAAAAAACCCCAUCAUCCAAAUCGCCCGCCAUUACUUUUAACAUUCCAAAGAGAAAUGCAAAUGUCACACCCAAUCAACCUGAGCAACAGCAACAAAAUCGAUAA
Naegleria fowleri is the source of this 888-nucleotide messenger RNA. RefSeq lists its product as uncharacterized. The transcript has a single exon. Lineage: Eukaryota; Heterolobosea; Eutetramitea; Acrasida; Naegleriidae. The record is from RefSeq and is a predicted model, not a curated record. Bases 1 to 888 code for a protein of 295 amino acids.